Stegastes partitus (bicolor damselfish) is the source of this 1920-nucleotide messenger RNA. RefSeq names its product KIAA1143 ortholog. The transcript is spliced from 3 exons. The coding region runs from base 91 to 576 and encodes 161 amino acids. The record is from RefSeq and is a predicted model, not a curated record. Lineage: Eukaryota; Metazoa; Chordata; Actinopteri; Pomacentridae.
GCGUUGUGUUUUGGUGAAGCCCCGUCCUGUUCGAAAAUCUGUUAAGGCCUGGAUUUUUUUGGCUCCUUGUCUCGUAUUGCUUUUUUUGAAAUGAAUAAAAAUAAGGCCAGUGGCGUGGCGUGGGUGAAACCGGCGGAACCGUCCUUUCUGAAGAAGUUUAAAAGUGAUGCUGGGUACAAAGAAGGACCCAAUAUUGACACUAAGCGCCAGGAGAUGCCGACGCUGGAUGAUGACAGUGGGAGUGAUAAAGAGGACGAGCUACCUCAAGUUGUUGUCCUAAAAGGUGGAGACCUGACUGCAGAGGAGGUGAAAAAGAUCAAGGAUGACAAGCGUGCUGGAGGUGGUGCAGAGAAAGGUGAUGAAGCUCCUCCUGACGGUAAAAUCCUUUUCAAGAAACCGGCCAAGCGCUCCUCCUCAGACAAAUUUCAGGGCAUCACUGCCAGUUCCAGCAAAAAGAAGAAGAACGAGGGAGGAGAGAAGGAGGAGGAGGAGAAGAGGGAGGGGAAGUCUGGCAAGAAAAUAAAAAACAACAGCCUCCUGUCGUUUGGAGGGGAUGAGGAGGAAGAGGACGACUAAAUGGUGCAGGUGAAGUACGAGACUGCCAUGAACCCCUGGGAUGGAAAGGAAUCAAAGUGACAUGUGACUGUUAGAGGGAACAUUUCACAGAAUUUGACAAAUAAUAACAGGGGUCAUAGCUACCAGACAUGGAGCCGCCUGUCCGUCCUUCUAAAGGGGCAGUGCCAGUAUUUUUGCAUGUCUUCGCCUCGUCACUGCAAAUAUUUCAGACUGUUCCAUUCAUUUUACUACUUUAUGACAACGCAACUGGCAGUUAUUUUGCUUCUAAGUUUUGUUAAUUAGAACUAUAGGGAGGAUUUUCAACUCCACUCGGUGCAUUCAAGGACACUCAGAAAUCUGCAAAAUGAUAGACUGCCAAACAGAAAUGGCAAAGGCUAAGUGAGCCGAGGAAGAACCAACGUACCACAUCAAGCUAAAUAAGAUGGUACCGACAUUAUCACAAACCUGUCCUGUUUCCAUGUCAACAGAAUCAAAUGCAGUAACUUUUUGCAUCAUGCAGUUAUUAACUUGAAGCGUAUAUUUGAUGUUGCUUGGUAAUAUUCAUAAUUAACCAUGACAUUCAAACCUGACUAUGUAUUGAUUACAUGGCCUGUAUUUCACUUCCAAUGUAAAUCAAUUUAGCAAAAAUACCUGGAUUCAUUAAGAUGCUCGUGGAGCCUUUUGUCCCUCCUGGUUAUUGUGUUAGCAAAGACUGAUGAUGAAAACAUGGAGGUAAUGUUAGCAGCUUCUCAUUUACAGCUGGUAGUUAAAAUGAUUAGUCGAUGCUGUCAGCGGCAGCUAAUUAAUGCUGAUUGUGUGCAAUGAAUGUUUAGUGUGUUGGUUAAUGUGCUCCCUCCAAGCCGCAGAUUGAACUCACGAUUGACUGUGAGCGAACAGACACAUCACUGUGUAACAGUUCUGUUACCAUCAUUAAGCUGUGAGUCAGGACUCUUCUCUGAAUAGAUCUUUAUUACAGCAGAUGUUUUGAUUCGUCAAAGCAGGAAAAGCACAGGUGAGGCACGUAACAUCCACCCGGCUCAGUUCAAGUCAGUGUCCCUUUAAGCCAUGACGGUGAGUCAGCAUGCACAACAACAGGGCACUAAAACCAGCUAACCUACAUAGACUGCUGCUGUGGAUGUUACCAGCGCCACGUUUUUCUUGCUAUCAAGAGCUACAACGUCGGCUGUGAAGAAGGUCCACACAGGUCUGAGUUUAACUUCUUUAAACAUUUGGUGCUCAUUAAGCUCAUAAGUGUGAAUCAGGAUAUCAUUUACUAUUGGGAUCAAAUAGUUUGUGUAAAGUCAGGUUUAAAUUUGUAAAUGUGGAUUCAGUUAGAAGCUGCCAGUAAAGACUGUUACUUUCUGA